Histoplasma mississippiense is the source of this 627-nucleotide messenger RNA. RefSeq lists its product with no specific name. The record is from RefSeq and is a predicted model, not a curated record. The transcript is spliced from 6 exons. The coding region runs from base 1 to 627 and encodes 208 amino acids. Lineage: Eukaryota; Fungi; Ascomycota; Eurotiomycetes; Onygenales; Ajellomycetaceae.
AUGGGUGCUGAAGGGGCCCCAGCUGUCCAUGAUUUUGAAUAUGGUGCAUUUCAGAGUCCAGAUUUUGCUAGGGAAGGAGAGGAUGUUAUUCCCCCUUUGGCUGCUGAGAAAGACAGUUUCAGGUGGGAUGAGAUGGGAGAGUAUAUGUGCAUUGAUCCAUCUGGUUUUGCUGGGGUAGUAGCUCAAGCUGAAGUCGGAGAGUGUGACGGACAAGAUGGGGAGGCGGUCUGUUAUUCAGCGGACAUCUACUCUGAUGAUGAUGAUGAUGAUGAUGAUGAUGAUGAUGAUGAUGAUGAUGAUGAUGAUGAUGAUGAUGAUGAUGAUGAUGAUGACCGUAGAGCUGCCACCGAAUCCCAGGUUGUGGACAAUGGUAUAACGCCCAUCGCAGAGCUGGUCCCCAAGCUUUAUAGGACAAAACCCGCCGGGGGAUCAGGGGAAGUCUCAGAAGCUAUAGGCUCUUCGUCCGUCCUGUGUAGAGGGCGUGAGGUGUGGAGUGACCUGGGUAUCACUUUUGGACAACAACAACAACAACAACAACAACAACAACAACCCCUUGACGAUGCUAGGGAUGGUGCUAGGACUCUCCGUGACAAAAGAAUGGAUAUGGGGGGUGGCAUCUCCAUAUGA